AUGGCGUUAAAUUUGAAAGUUAAAGUACACCCUGUUGUGUUAUUUCAAAUCGUGGAUGCUUAUGAGCGUAGGAAUGUUGAUGCUCAUCGAGUAAUUGGAACAUUGAUGGGUACGGUCGACAAAGGUGUUGUUGAAGUGACCAAUUCUUUUGGCGUCCCUCAUAAAGAAUAUGAAGACACAGUUGAAGCUGAUAUUGUGUAUGCAGCAGAUAUGUUUAAAAUGAAUCAAAAAGUCAACAGAUCUGAACAAAUUGUUGGAUGGUGGGCUACAGGUAAUGAGGUAACUACACAUUCAUCAACCAUACACGAGUACUACUUGAUGGAAUGUAAUAAUCCAGUACACAUCACUUUGGAUACUACUUUGAAAAAUGAUAAUAUGGGAUUGAAAGCAUACGUUAGUACACAAAUUGGUGUUCCUGGAGGUAAAACUGGAAAUAUGUUUAUCAAUGUACCAAUCGAAGUUACUUGCUAUCAACCCGAAACAGUUGGACUAAGCUUGUGCCAGAAAACUGUAGCUGUUGGACAAAAGUGUCAAGAACCGAUCGCUGA
Messenger RNA from Diuraphis noxia (Russian wheat aphid), 548 nucleotides. It is a transcript of the gene eIF3f1, whose product is annotated as eukaryotic translation initiation factor 3 subunit f1. Gene Ontology annotation, biological process: translational initiation. NCBI's taxonomy places the organism in Eukaryota, Metazoa, Arthropoda, Insecta, Hemiptera, Aphididae. The record is from RefSeq and is a predicted model, not a curated record. Gene Ontology annotation, cellular component: eukaryotic translation initiation factor 3 complex, eIF3m. Gene Ontology annotation, molecular function: translation initiation factor activity; metallopeptidase activity; translation initiation factor binding.